Messenger RNA from Dermatophagoides pteronyssinus (European house dust mite), 1301 nucleotides. RefSeq names its product lysosomal acid phosphatase-like. Gene Ontology annotation, molecular function: phosphatase activity. Lineage: Eukaryota; Metazoa; Arthropoda; Arachnida; Sarcoptiformes; Pyroglyphidae. Gene Ontology annotation, biological process: dephosphorylation. The record is from RefSeq and is a predicted model, not a curated record.
GUCUUCAACAACAAUCAAAAAUGUUAAAAUUAUAUUUGGCAUCAAUUUUUUUCUUAUUGAAGAUAUUAAUUGUCGAUAGUGUAUUAGUUGUUGAUUCUGUUUUCGUUGUUCUUCGACAUGGUGAUCGUAAUCCAUUAUAUGUUUAUCCGUAUGAUAAAUAUAAUAGAGAGUAUUGGAAGCAGCGUGGUGGUUUAGGGAAUUUGAUCGAAAAAGGUGAAAAUCGUAUCCGUGUGGCAGCAAAAAAUUAUCGCCAACAAUAUGAAAUGUUACUUAACGAAACUGAUGGAUCAAGCGAUCAAGUUAUUACUUCGACUAUUGAACGUGCUAAGAAAACGGCUGAUAUAUUCAUGGAAGUAAUCAACAAAAAGGCAAAAUUUGAACGUAAUGAUAAAAUGUUAAAUACAGAUGCUGAAUGUAAAAAAUCUAAAAAAAUUCGAGAGAAUUUAUUGAUACAAAAUGCAACAGAAUUAAUGCCCAACAAUACUUUCAUUGAUAAUCUUCGCAACAAAACUGGCGAAAAAUAUAAUGGAGAUACAUUAGAAAAUUUACUGUUAUUAAUGGGUUUGGCAGAUACAUUAAAGAUUGAACGAGAUCAAAUGAAAUUAAAUGUAUCCGAAUGGAUCACCGAUAAAGAAACAGCCAAUAUCCUGUCAGAGUUGGAGAAGAAAAGUUUCUCAACGAUGAUGAAUGAUCAUGAAAUUCAACGUUUGCGUGCUGGUUUAUUAUUGAAAAAUAUUCGUGAUCAGAUCGAAAAAAAAUCAAGUCAACGAUUCUUUCUAUAUUCAACGCAUGAUUACAAUCAAAUUGUAUUGUUGCAAGCAUUGAAUCUAUAUGAUCAACUAGACCAAAACAAUAAGGUGCCACCAACAUACGUCAGUGGUGUUGUGUUUGAAGUUUAUCGUAAUGAAAGUGGUGAACAACAAAAUAAAUGGAUUCGUUUUAUUUAUCGUCAAUUCUUAGACAAUGAAAAUGGUACCAUAACUAAAGUUGAUACUCAAAUGGUUCCAGAAUUAUGUCAAACAGAAUUACAAUUUCAUGAUGGAACAGCUAUAAAUACCCAAAAAUUUUGCACUUGGGAACAAUUUAGCGGUGAAUUAGUGAAAAAUCUAAUACCAGAAAAUUGGGAUAAAGAAUGUAUGAAUUCGGCAGCUAUUAAGCCAAUGGUAACAUUCAUGGUAUUCAUCAUUACUAUAUUGACAAGUUAUUUUUCAAUACAUUAAAUUUGAAUGUUUUAAAUUCUUUCUCAUCAGCAUUAUUUUCAUAUUCCACACAAUUUUGAUGAUUAAUAAUUAUUUAUCAAU